Clarias gariepinus (North African catfish) is the source of this 3897-nucleotide messenger RNA. RefSeq lists its product as uncharacterized. The transcript has 3 exons. The record is from RefSeq and is a predicted model, not a curated record. The coding region runs from base 374 to 3505 and encodes 1043 amino acids. Lineage: Eukaryota; Metazoa; Chordata; Actinopteri; Siluriformes; Clariidae.
UGUGUGUAUGUGUGUGUGUGUAUGAGAGUGAGAGAGACAGAGGGAGAGGUGAGUGUCAUGGCCGCCGCCCGGCUUACAAUAUGAGGACGCGGGAGACCACGUAAGUCCGCCUGAGGCUGAAGUUUAUCCUGCUUGACUUUGUGUAUUUGAACAAAACGACCAACUGACUCAUAUAUCUAUGAAGUUGUACUUGAAGUGGAAAUUGACUCGAAUAAGUUUGUGUGUGUUCGCGCGAGUGAGUGAGUGUGUGUGUGUGUGUGAGGGAGGGAGGGAAGCAGAGUAACACAGACUCUCAGUAGCUAAACUCCGAGCCGCCUGCGUGUCUGCUAAUUUCCACCCAGGACCUCAAAUAACAGGAGCCUGUAAUAUUAACAUGGAAAUGGAACAGACGAACCCAAACGGCUAUAAUGAGGAUCAAGCAGGUGACAGUGACGGGGGGAACUGGCGCAGACGCCUGCGACUCAGGAAAUCCUCAGCUCACGCUGUAAACAGUUCAGUUGAACAGCAGAAGUUCGAUAAAGCUUUGACAAAGGAGUCAUCACAAACUGAACAAAAGAAUCACCAAGUAAUUGACAGCGCUAACAGCAAGCUUACAUUUACUUGCUCUGAUUGCAAGGAUGGCACAAGAUUUAGUCCAGAUGGUUUAUUAAAACACUUUAAAAACUUCCAUGGAGGAAAAGGACACCCACCGUGUUUUCCUUGCGACAUGUGCAGUUUCGUUGCUUCUGACUUUACUACACUGCGGCAGCAUUACCCGAAACACAAACACUCUAGGCUCACGUCUGAGCCGUGCAAUGACAAAGGCUUUCAAAUGCCAUUCCAGCUCACAAAGCAUUGUGAAACACACACCAAUCAGUAUCAAUGUAAAGAAUGUAUGCUCACUACAAAGGAGCUAAACCAGUUUCAUAAGUCUUGUACACACAACACUGCACCAACUAUAGACAGUAGUGAAAAGUCAAGUGCUAAGCCCACGAAUGGUGAACUGAAUAGGAGUCUCUUGGCCGAUGCUGCAGGUGAACACCAGAAAGUUACUCCAGUGAAGCAUGAGACUACUGCCUGCCAUCGAGGGUGGAGCAGAAGGAACUGGUGGAAAAACAGAGAUCAUGUGACAAAGCCAAACAAACCUCCUGCUACGGACAUCAAAUUCCCGAUUCCACAAUCAGACAUUCCACAGUGGCCGUCUGCAAAUUUUUUGCCUUUCUCAGCUGCGGGUUUGCUUGAUGAAAAUGGUGAAUUACUACAUCCAACAAGGACCUUAGAGGAGACUAAGCAGUUUCUGGAAAAGACAGUCAACUAUGGAAAAACAUGGCCAGUAACUCUAAAAGGUGAACCAGACCUCUCAUGUCCGUCUUGUCCCGGAACCUUGGAUUCUGAGCCAAAGAUGAAGCGAUGCGCCACACCACUUCCUGUACCGAACUCUGGUAAUGAACUUUCUGGCCUCAUGGAAAAGAACAAUAUCUCAGUUCCACCCGAUUGCACUACAAGGGUUGUUGGUUUCAAGAUCGUUGAUGGAAAAAAGCAUCUUGUUCUUAAAGUCAUACCUUCAACCAAGCCAGAGGUUCCUUCAGACACAGGAGAAAAACCUGCAGGAUUAAGCCAGGAAGGAAGAAAUGAUAUACAAUUGGACUCUCAUAUUGAGAGACCCAGUGAUCAAAUUUGCAGUGAAUCAGGCACUAUUACAAUUGCAGAUUCUAAUAUCAAUGGAUACGAUUCUACCUCAAAUUCAGGUCAGCCCAAAAAACAAGGACUUGGUAAAGAAGAAGACCAAGAAAUAAUAGGAAAUGCACCUCAGGUUGAUAACACUGAAAACGAAUGUAGCAAUGGCCAGUGUGUGUGCAGUGAAGGUCUUGAUCCUCCUGCACAACUCACUCUCUCAGGAAUAAAGGAUAUUAAUGUAGAAAGUCAGACAAAGAAUGAAAAAACGGCAUCUCCCGAGGUAACGUUUGAUGACACAGAUGAGCUCAGUGGAGAAAAUGUAGAUGCGAUAAGCGACAUAUGCUCUGUCAGAGAGGCAGAUAUCCAGCCAGUACAAGCAAAUGUGCAGAAGAUAAAUGACUUACCAAAACACACAGACAAUCAGGGAAGAGCAGCAAGAGAUUAUCAAGAAAUUCAUCCUGAGCCUUCUACAAGUCAAGAUCAUAUUAGGUGUGUUGAACAUCUGUCUUCCAGUACUUCAUCUGAUUUUGGAAGCAUGAAAGAAGGUAUGAACGCCCAGCUCUUAACGGUGAUGUCUGAGAAAGAUAGAAGCUCUAAAAUAUACAGCAAGAACAUGGAUAAUAUUGGAAAGUCAGGUGAAAAAGCAACUAUAAUACAGUUCCCCUUGGAUUACUGGAAUGAACAGAGAACAGAAAAAGUUUUAAACACAGAUCAAAAUGGAGCAGCCUUGCUAGAAUCGAAUAUUAUUGAUCCAACUGUAGCACCUCCUCACGGAAAUACUAUUGAGGCUCUCUUUAUUUCCCCAAGUGAAAAUGGAAACCUGUUUUUCCAGGAGAGUGGAGAUGAGCACACAAACAGGAUAGACCCUAGGCAUGCUCAUGUCCCCCUAGAUCAGAACUGUACAAUGGAAACUGUAGAUGAUCCUUCCUUAUCAUUAUCACUUGAAGACGCUUGUCAUAAUCGAGACCUGUAUCAGACACUUGAAGAGCUUCCUGUUACUACAGUUAACCAUUUGCUUGAUGAUUCUGAAGUUACAUACAGAGGUAUGACCACUCGGUCUGAACCAAGGAGCCAGCAAGCGGGCAUUCACUCACCCAAAACCAUAAACGUAGCAGUGAGUAAUAGAAUUGCCUCUCCUCAACUACCACUUUUAAAUGAACCUACUCUCAGCAGGAAGAGACAGCGAGAAUCAAAAAAAUACACAAAAGACUCACAUGGGCGAAUUUUAAAAUCGAAAAGACGGCGUGUUGGAAAUUCCCAAGAAAAGGAGUCAUUAGGAUCUGUCCGCUACUGGGAACCGCAUGAUCCAGAAAUAGAAAGGACUCUUCGACUCUUUCCCAUUUGCUCCUCACAGCCAGUAAAAGUCCCACGUUUGAACCAGCCUGUUGUAGUCCUCAAUCACCCAGACACGGAUAUUCCCGAAGUGGCAAACAUUAUGAGAUCAGUUCACAGACACAAAGGAGCCGUGCAAAGGGUCGUUCUUUCUCAGGGAACUCUAAAAGCCCUUUCCGAGUUUAGCUGUAACACAUUCCGUAAGAGAUGUGCAGACAACCUGAAAAUGUCUCAUUGUAGAAGAGUGUGGCCUCAAGGGACGGUUAAAGAAAGGUUCAUCCUCAAUCUGAAGCUGAAGAGAUUGUGUGGCAGUAAGUUUAGGGUAGCAAAUGUAAACUCUAACACGACCGAGCUUCACUCAAGCUUCAGGUGCUGGUUUUGUGGUCGCCGCUUUAGGAACCAGGAGGUGUGGGUAGGUCAUGGUCAGAGGCAUAUUAUGGAGGCUACACGAGACUGGAACAAAUUAUUCACCAGUGAAUGGCAGGGUAAUGACACAGACCAGCAAUCCGUCUUCUGAGCUUUUGUGAUUUAUAAGAAUUGUUCGUGCAGACCAUUAGUUUCAUGCAUUGAAUGUUCUGCAUGAUUUUGAUUGGGCUGGAACAAGUUUUCUAUAUGCACAGCUCAGGAAAUGUGUAUUUCUGAAGCUUUAUCAGCAUGCCACUUUUAUUAGUAGUAAUAUUAGUUUGAUAAACCAUCUCAGGGACGGUAAGCCAACGGAACUGGAAUUAUUUAUUUGUUCUUUUUACCCUAGUGUCAGUGUAUGUUAUUAUAAAAGCAAUAUGCAUUAUUUAUAUAAGGAUUUGAAAAGCAUUUCUUUAUAAUGAAGACUGACCAAAAUGAAACAGCAUUGCUGUACAAUUUAUUUAAAUGAUCUGGAAACAGCACUAUCUGUUGUAUGACUUUAUUUAU